GCCAGCGCAGAGCUGCGGAGGGCGGCGAGCGGGGCGGACGCGGCGGCGGCGGCUUCUUCCUCCUCCUCCUCCUCCUCCUCGGUUCCUCGCCCGACAUGGCGGUGGACGCCAGGCGGUUGGAGGGCCUGAGCCUUCACCAGCUCAACGAGCUCCUGGAAGAUGAGGAGCAGCUCCAGAACAUGGCCCUGGAGAUGGAGGAGGCCCAAAAUGUUCAGCUUAGCAAAGAAAUGACUCUUGCCAGUAACCACAGCCUAGCAGAAGGAAACCUCUUAUACCAGCCAAAAUUAGAUGCCCUGAAAGCCACAUUAACUCAGAAGUAUCAAGAGCUACAGGUUCUCUUCGAAGCAUAUCAGAUAAAGAAAACCAAGCUAGACAGACAAUCCAAUAAUGCUUCGCUGGAGACCCUCCUUGCACUCCUUCAGACAGAAGGGGCCAAAAUUGAAGAAGACACUGAGAACAUGGCCGAGAAGUUUCUGGAUGGUGAAGUUCCACUGGACGCCUUCAUUGAUGAAUAUCAGAGUCAAAGGAAAUUAGCUCAUUUGCGGCGGGUAAAAAUAGAGAAACUCCAAGAGGUGGUACUGAAAGGACCCCGACGGCCCCUGGUCCCUCCUCAGCCCGUGCUUCAGACUUCAGAGGCAAAUGCGCCUCCUUCUGUUAUGCCUCGCCGCAAUCCCCCCCCUCCUCCUCCAGGGUCCGUGGUCCCAGCGGGACGUUUUCCAACUCCAUUUAUGGUGGCAAUGAAUGUGGGGCCGGCCCUCCCUUAUCCAAGCGUUCCAUAUCCUCUGGUUCCCCCAAGAACAGGAGCUCCACCGCCAGGCCAAGGGCCGUCCCCAGGUUACCCAAAUCCGUUUGUGCCGUUGUACCCGCCCGCACUGCCUCAGAGGCCCCCGCCUCGCCUUCCUCCCAACCCUGGUUUUAUUGUGGAAUGAAAAUGCCAUCGUCUCCUGAUUUCUGUACACUGGUGCUGACCUUUACGACCCUUAAAGCCUGGAAACUCAACCGAAGUAGUGGGAAACCAACUGCGCUCUGUGCCCAAGGGAAACCGUCAGUGGAUCCUGCAAAUGCCACAGAUGUUGAUCGACAUUUUUUUUUUUUUAAACGGAAUCGGCAUCUCCGUCCUAGAAGGGUGUUAAACUCAAGGGUAGAAUCGGUGAAAUGCUUCCAUUAUAAACAGAAACUUGCCUCGUUCUUAAGAGGAGAUUCCAGGCAUUGUGGCAUGCAGGCCACCGCCCAAGAGAUGUUCUUUUUGCUCCCUGCUUUGGGCAUGGAAAGCGAAUUCCAGAAGAGAAACCCAGUUCUAAUCCCCGAAUGGUAGCUUUUGAAUAUAUGUUCUGAGAACAAAGUCACACCGAAAUGGCAAUAAAGGGACUCGUGCUGGUGGUACAAAAAAAUACUUUGUGGUUCUGAGUUAGCAAAUCUUCGUGUUAGCCCCUGUGGGGGGCAAGUUGUUUCCCCACUGAUGUAAUCCCAUCCAUUUCAGCAAUAGGCUGCCAAUUUCAGUGGGCAGGUGUGGGAAAAUCAACUACUUGUACCCAUGAAAGCCUCAGGAUUUAAAAAACAGCAAACGGGAAUUUAAAUCCCUGCUCUUGGGGGUUGGCCAGGAAUACACAAUCCAUGCCACUGGAGCAACACCGUCAUUCUGCUGCUUGUGUCUCCUUCCACCCCGCUUCCUUUCACAGCUGCUUGCUUGCAGUGAGGGCUGUGUGUCUCUUACACAUUUUCCCAGCAAAGAUCUAGAAAGUCUUGGCCUUUAAUGCGCCUGUGUCUUGGGAAGCAAGUUUUGCCAAAAAUACUCACGGGCCCAAGCUUGACUUAAUGCUUGUCUUUAUCUUAAUCAAUUAAUUCCUCCAGCUUUAUGUUCCCAUUCCUUAACCCUAAACCAAAGUUACUGUAUAACCAAGAACCUCAUGUCUGCCUCGGAUUGGGACAACCCCCCCCCCCGCCCCCUUUGCCUCCUCUUACAAAUCUUUUGUGUGCUGCAGAAGCUACGCUUUUCUAAAAGACCAGGAACCAAGAUAACAGGAUUACUGUGGGUUUUUUUUUUUUUU
This is a messenger RNA of Candoia aspera, 2048 nucleotides long. RefSeq names its product VPS37B subunit of ESCRT-I (gene VPS37B). The transcript has 4 exons. The coding region runs from base 96 to 929 and encodes 277 amino acids. Gene Ontology annotation, cellular component: ESCRT I complex. NCBI's taxonomy places the organism in Eukaryota, Metazoa, Chordata, Lepidosauria, Squamata, Candoiidae. The record is from RefSeq and is a predicted model, not a curated record. Gene Ontology annotation, biological process: ubiquitin-dependent protein catabolic process via the multivesicular body sorting pathway; protein targeting to membrane; protein targeting to vacuole.